AUGGCCAACCCGCUCGACACCGAUGCCGGCACCGAGUUGCUGAGCAGCUACAUCGCCGAGCUGCAGCUUGUCCAGGCCGACUUCAACCAGAAGCUCGACCAGAUCCCCGAGCUCUCCGGCGAGCCUCGAAAAGCCGCACUCAGCUCUGCCGAGCGCGCUCUCGAAGAGGCCAAGGAAUUGCUUGGCCAGAUGAACCUCGAGAAACAAAACAUCCCUUCGUCGGCCCGCGCAAAGGUCAACCAGCGCAUCCGCAACUUCACGACCGACGUCGACGCUGCCGAGCGUCGCCUGCGCACCCUCGCCGACGACCGCUCUGCCCUGUUUGGCAGCCGCUACACCGACAACCCCUCGGAUGUUCAGCUCGAGCAGCGUAACCAGCUGCUCGCCGGCACCGACCGCCUCGAGCGCAGCACCCAGCGCCUCAAGAACAGCCAGGCCCUCGCCAACGAGACCGAGGCCAUCGGUGCCAGCACCCUCGCCGACCUCAACCGCCAGCGCAACGUCAUCCAGCAUACCUCCAACGUCCUCCUCGAAAGCGAGGGCUACGUCGACCGGAGUCUCAAGAGCCUCAGGGGUAUGGCCCGUAGGAUGGCUACGAAUCGGGUGAUCACUAUCGCCAUCAUCACUGUCCUCGUUCUGCUUAUUUUCGCCGUCAUUUUCAGCAAGUUUAGGUAG
Thyridium curvatum is the source of this 675-nucleotide messenger RNA. RefSeq lists its product as uncharacterized. The record is from RefSeq and is a predicted model, not a curated record. Gene Ontology annotation, cellular component: endoplasmic reticulum membrane; late endosome membrane; ER to Golgi transport vesicle membrane. The coding region runs from base 1 to 675 and encodes 224 amino acids. Lineage: Eukaryota; Fungi; Ascomycota; Sordariomycetes; Thyridiales; Thyridiaceae. The transcript is spliced from 3 exons. Gene Ontology annotation, molecular function: SNARE binding; SNAP receptor activity. Gene Ontology annotation, biological process: Golgi to vacuole transport; vesicle fusion with Golgi apparatus; intra-Golgi vesicle-mediated transport.